UGGUGGUAAUGGCUCAGGUUGGUGGUAGAUCAGUGGCCAUGGGGCAGGACUGUGAUCUCUUCCUGCACCCAGAGCUGCUCUCCAAGGAUUUCCUGCUGCUGUCUCUAGGGCAGAAAAAUAUUGUAGUGGAAGAUUCUGAGCGUGAUAAGGAGAAGUUAACUGAAAUCUUUGUCCAGCAUGCCAUGCCCCUUCCUCAAAGAGCUUUGCCGAAGAGUCGGUGGGGUAAAAUGAUGGAAAGUAAGAGAGGAGAGGAAAAGCACACAGAACCACAGAAAAGUUGUAAUGCGGAGAGUGGAAGAAAACGACCUCUCAUAGUGUUUGAUGGAAGCUCUACUAAUACUAGCAUAAAGGUUGAAAAAGACAGAAAAUGGAGACACAGCUCAGAGACUUAACCCCCUGCAUAUGGAAAAAGCAAACAGUACUAUCCGAACAGAACAGCCAACCAGCCCAGUGUCCAAACUUUGUUCUCCUUCUGCCAAAGUAGUCAAAACUAGUAACAAUGGACAGCAGGCCAGAAGCCCAGGAACCAAUGAAUCAACAGGAAAAGUAAAAACACAAACACCUCCAAGUGCAAGUGCUGUAAAAAUAAAAAGAGCUGCUCCAAAGGAGGACUCUGAUGUGACAAGCGAUGUAAAACCUUCAGAAGCAAAGAAGAAGAUUACACAUGUUACAUGGCCUUGA
Staurois parvus is the source of this 681-nucleotide messenger RNA. The record is from the annotation of a GenBank genome assembly. Lineage: Eukaryota; Metazoa; Chordata; Amphibia; Anura; Ranidae.